AUGGCGUAUCAUGUUAACGCGUCGUCUUGGGAUAUUGAGAUGCAUCGGUAUCUGUUGAGCUUGUCGUCGAAAAAGCAAGCUCGGCUGGCGUUACGAGUGCCGAUGCCGUAUGACGGGGCGACGUAUAGCGACGGUGAUAACCAGUUACUCCAGUACUUUCAAUGUACUGCCUCCCAAGCCCUGCCGAUUCUCGGCCACGAUCCAGUGACGCUGGGCGAGACGCUCAUGCGCCUGGCUCUCUCGACAACAUCCCAUUCCGCCACUGCGAUACGGCGAGGUAUACUAGGGCUAUCCUCACUGCACCGCUACGGUAUGCACAGAAAGGCCUUUGAGUUCAAAAUUGCAGCAAUCGAAUCCCUCGCCGCCGCAUCAAGCGGGACCAUCAGCGGCAUCGAAGCAAUGCAGCACGUUGCCGCGGGGAUGCUGCUCUGCUCGUUUGAAAUACACAAAGCAUCCUGCACUUCAGGGCAGUGGCGAUGGUACAUCACCGGCGCGAAGAGCAUUAUCCGGGCAUCGUCUCUGUCCCAGUUCAAACCCGACGCCGACUUCAACAUCUUGCUCGACUGGGUGCAUUACCAUGAUGCGCUGUCGCGGCUUAGUUCGCUGCACUGGUGUCCCCUGCCAAAGGGCCUGGAGCCUCUAUCUGAUAAUACGACGCCUGAAGAAGAGUGUAGAUUCGACGAGAGUGAGGAUAUCCCCAUCUCGCCGGCUAUUGAGCCGCCCACUUCGUCGACUGCGAAUUCCCUCCAGGUUAUCCUUGCGGAGGCUUGCGAUGUGUUGGCUGCGAAGCGGCAUUCCGACCAGAAGAAGUAUUACAGUUUUAUGCACGACCUCAGCUGGAGACUUGCUUCUCUCUCUGGUUCUGUUGCAGCAGAUCCUGUCCUUGAGCUCUUCUAUAUAGCUAUGGUUGUCUACCUCAACCGCGCCACAGGGAAUCUACUGGAGCCGGAAACAAAAACCCAACAGCGGAUAUCGCGCGCGUUUACGAUGUUAGCGUCUAUGAAGCUAUGCGAGCGUCAAUUCCCGUUGUUUAUCUUGGGAUGUGAGGCACGGACAGAUGAGGACCGGCGCAUGGUGCUUGAUCUUGUUGACCGGACGGAUCAGGCUGUUUCUUCGCGCUGGAUGUUCCUUACCCGGGCGUUUAUUAAGAAGGUCUGGGUGCAGGAUGACCUUGCGGAUGGGGAGUUGGAUUAUAUGGAUAAGCUGAGUGCGAUUAUGAGUACGUGUAAGAUUCUGCCUCCGCUUGUUUGA
Aspergillus versicolor CBS 583.65 is the source of this 1251-nucleotide messenger RNA. RefSeq lists its product as uncharacterized. Gene Ontology annotation, cellular component: nucleus. The coding region runs from base 1 to 1251 and encodes 416 amino acids. Lineage: Eukaryota; Fungi; Ascomycota; Eurotiomycetes; Eurotiales; Aspergillaceae. The record is from RefSeq and is a predicted model, not a curated record. Gene Ontology annotation, molecular function: transcription cis-regulatory region binding; DNA-binding transcription factor activity. Gene Ontology annotation, biological process: positive regulation of transcription by RNA polymerase II. The transcript is spliced from 3 exons.